Molecule: messenger RNA, 1969 nt
Organism: Bombyx mandarina (wild silkworm)
Lineage: Eukaryota; Metazoa; Arthropoda; Insecta; Lepidoptera; Bombycidae
Product: lysosomal proton-coupled steroid conjugate and bile acid symporter SLC46A3
Biological process (GO): transmembrane transport
Cellular component (GO): membrane
Molecular function (GO): transmembrane transporter activity
Source: RefSeq, a predicted model, not a curated record
GAUCUCAUUUCCAACGAAAAUGGCUGAACUCGAACCACUAAAGGCAGAAGUCCCCGACAAAAAAACACUCAAAGAAAAAUACCUUUACAUAAAAGAAAACGCAACGGUCGAACCAGUUUUAGCUUUCUACGUGAUACCUAGUGUUCUGACUAAAUUAGCUAGCCAAAAUCUUAGUCUUGAUAAAGCUUGUCGAGUCAACAAGAACUACGGAGAGGAAAUCUGUGAUGCUCUUCUAAAUAGAGAGGGAACAAAGUACUUAAAAGAAGAAUUAGAUAUCCAAGAACUGAUAGCUGGUAUAGAAACAUGGAAAAAUGUAUUAUUAACUGCGAUGCCAAGUUUCUUAAUACUUUUUCUCGGGGCGUGGAGUGAUAGAACGGGAAAGAGAAAAAUGUGUAUUCUCUUACCAAUAAUAGGAGAGCUUCUCGCAUGUAUCAGCAAUUUGGUCAACACGUAUUUCUUUUAUGAGCUUCCGGUAGAAGUCAUGGCGUUCUUUGAAGCUUUCUUACCAGCUGUUACUGGUGGAUGGGUUGCUACUUAUAUGGGAGUGUUCAGCUACAUCAGUGAUGCGUCCAGUGAGGAAACUAGAACAUUUAGAGUGGGCAUCGCCAACCUCUGUCUGACGGCUGGUUCUCCCAUUGGAUCAGUAUUAAGUGGUAUUAUUUUGAAGCACGCUGGCUACUACGGAGUGUUUUCUUUGAGCUGCUUGCUAUAUUUUAUUAGUAUUAUUUAUGGUUUCGUGAACAUAAAAGAUAAAGUACAAAGUUUUCCGGAGAAAAAUGAAAAGGAAGAAGCUAAGAGCCCGUGCGGCUUUCUUAAGUCGUUCUUCGACAUAAAGCACGUCAAGGACACUUUAAACGUCGCAUUCAAGAAAGGACCUAAUCACCGUAGGACAAAGUCUAUUUUGAUACUAGCUAUGAUCGCUUUCAUUUAUGGAUCUUCGACUGGUGAAAAUACAGUGAAAUAUCUUUUCUGUCGCUACAGAUUUAAUUGGGAUGCUCUGAACUACAGUUUCUACAACACGUUUUACAUCUGCAUACACUUAUUGGGUGCAUUCAUUUCAAUAAGUCUGUUUAGCCGCAGAUUGCAAUGGAACGACUCCGUUUUAGGACUGAUUUCGAACUGUAGUAAAAUAAUUGGAAGCCUUGCUACUGGAUUCGCUAGAAACACCCAAGAAAUGUAUAUAGCUGUCGCAAUAGAAACUUUCAAUGCUACUUCUUUCACAGCCAUGAGAUCUAUUUCAUCCAAACUAGUCUCAAGUGAUGAACUGGGAAAAAUGAUUUCAGUUUUUAAUCUUAUAGAAGUCUUGACGUCCAUGACGUUUAGUCCGCUUUAUUCUUGGAUCUACAUGUUCACCGUUAAAAUAAAUGCCGGUAUUAUUUAUUACGUCAGCACUAUUCUGGCUGUGCCACCUGUAAUCAUUUUCGGAUGGUUCUAUCUACAGCAUAAAAAGAGUUGUCAAAAAACGAAAUGUACCAUUAUUAUUGAGCGGCUAGAGAAAAUCGAUAUUGACAGUGACAAAAUCAAAUCAAAGAAUGACAACACAUGAUACACAGAAUCAACAAAUAGAAAUUUUGUAAUAAUAAUAUUUGGAGAAUUCAAAGUAAUAAAUAUUUAUAUUGUAAAGUAUAAUAAUAUGUGAAAACAUCUUGUUUAUUUAACUGAAAGCAACUAUAAACUGAGUUGUAAUUCUGAAGGGCAAGUGAUGAUUAUAAUUUAACCUUGCACCGAAAUUUCCUUAGUAUGUGUUACAUAAUUUAUAAACAAUUGGUUUAUUUAAAUAAAGUGUCAUUAGAUACGUCUCCGUACUCCUUUUUCUUAUAUGUUUAAACGUCUUAAUAACUCAAGUGAUUACAUAAAAAGGAUUGUACAGGAUAUAUUUUUUUAUCUAUGCAAUAGCCAACCGAUAUUAUAUUGCCAUAGCCAACUAUGAGGUUAGUCAAGAAAGUAGCUUUAACAUUUUGUAUGAUAU